UCGUCUUCGUGCUCGUGUCACGUGACGACCUAGGCACUCCAGCGUUAGCCAAUCAUUGCAGCGCACUGGCUCACUGCUCUCGCUCGGCAGUGUCCAGGUCUGUUGUUUUUCUCGAUACGGGGGAUUACGUAGCUAGAUACUGUUUUCUGAUUGGUUGAUGACUGGGGAGAUUCAGCAGUUAUUUUUAGCAUGGUUGCUGCCAGGUUUUGACUGGAGAGUGCGCUCCCAGCGUUAACCACGGCCGCCAUAUUUCGCUAAUUCUUGUUAGUGCAGGAAUGCCUGUACAUUAUCAUAUGUCUUGUAUAUGCUGUUAUUCUUUGAAUAAAAUAUUUUUCCGUGUCAUGUGUCAUUAUUUUUCACCAUGAUCUUGUAUGUUCUAUACUCUUCCGCAUGUGUGUAGUCUUAUUAUUAUAAACAUGUUGUGUUAGUUUUGUGUAGGCUUGUACCUAUCUAGUUAGGAUCGUAUUUUUAGUUAGUGUUGUGACUUGGCGGGUAGGGUCCCAACUGUUAGUGUAUCCCUGGCCUUGUUGAUGAUAGCUGUACCCUUUUACCAUCUGGGUUGUGGCUUUGGGAUCGUCAGUGGGUUUCCUGUUCGCCGGGUGCGCUUCUUGCAUGCGUUCCUAUUGAAUGGCGUCCUUCUAUUUGUUACAGAUGAACUCUAUGGCUCCAGUCGUCGAUGACACUUUAGCUUUUACCUUUACGGUAAAUUAUGCUAAUAAGCGUAGUCAUUUUUCGGAGGAAUUUACCCCGGAAAUGAUCUCGCGCCUUAUCCAAUUUAAGAAAACUGCAGGGAAUAUUGGGACUUUGCGCGAACUGCAACAGGCGGUAUAGGACCCUCUAGACUGUCGCUGCCUGGAUGUAGAUUUUGCACCCAAUUCCCUGUUGUGGAGGGAUCCCUGUGCUCAGCAGGGUGGGGUAACGGUUGGUGGGGGUCCAGCUGCGGCUUCCCCCUCCCCGGCCGUUUAUCAAUCACCUGCUGGCCCAGUCACCCACGGAGGCGCACCCUCACUUACCUACUCUUAAUUAUUAUGUCUUACAGAUAAUGACCGAAAAGAAGACAUGAGCCUAUGGAGGUGGGCGAGGCGGGCUCAGUCCCCUCACCAUCCCCCAGGACCAGCCGUCUGGUGAGUCAGUUCCUACGGGGGCUGGCCCUCAGGCAGGCACUGAAAUGCCAGCAGCUGUGGAGUCUGGCUCCCACGGGGGCCACCUUCCAGCCAUGGAGGGUUUGCAGAUAGGGGAGGCCGAGGACCUCCUGUUGGCAUCAUCCCCUCCAUCACUCCAGGACCCCCCACUACUCCCUCAGCAAGCGUCAGAGGCCACUCUUUCCUUUUGGGAAGAUGUGACCCUGACCAAGUCAGGGCCCAUUGACGACCGUGGGGUUUUCAAGGCCAAGGUCCGUCAGGGGGAGUGGACCACCACACUUCUCAUACGUAUCGGGGACCAGGGUGAGACCCCUCUUAGCCGGGACGCCCGUUGGUACACCAGCGACGGCCUGGGAGGGGCAAGUUGGCCCGCCACGGUGAUGGCCGGCCCGGACAAGCAGGGUAUUUACACCUGCUCGAUCCCGUGGCAGGCCACAUCGGGUAAACCAACUACCCUGGGAAUUGCCCUAAGCCACUUUGAGGCCAAACGUCAGCCGGCCUCAGGUUUUGGAGGCCGGGAUAUCCGAUUCCAGGAUGUCCCAGUCGCAGCGGCCCGUACUCCUGUGGGAGCUGGCCCUGCAAGCUUUGCCGUCGCAGUUGCGGGUGUUGCCACGCCAGGGCCAGCAGAGCCGCUGCUGCGCUCUGCUGGCGCGAGCGUAGCAGCGGCUCCGGUGCGUCGGGACGCUGUCGAUGCCGCGUUGCAGCGCAGCAGCGCGACCCGACCUACAUCAGUGGUUGAUUCAUACAGCGGUCGUGGGCGGUUUCUGGCAACCUCCACAGGGAGCAGAGCCAUCGGUCUAGGGAUUGUCGCCUACUCGGCCGCCGGUUGUGUUCCGUCCGUGGUUGGAUUUCAGGCUCUGCCCAGACGAGCACCUGUUCCACCACCGGUUGAGGAUGAUGUGAAAGCAGCGCUGCAGGAGGCGUAUAAUAGCCAUCAACGACUCCUCAGAGUGGUCGCGGCAUCUAGAAGCUGUGAGAGCCGGGAGCGCGCAGAUUGGGAGCGCGCGGCCUGGGUAUUGCAGCUUGCGCUCGACAAUCUUCGAUGCCUGGUCGAGCGCUCGGGCGAUCCGCUCUAGCCGUCGGACCGCCUGUAAGGACUGCUGUGGUGGCCGUUGUUCCUGCGGGAACCGGCCCUGCAGUAGCAAGAAACAAACAAACAAACAAA
Molecule: messenger RNA, 2307 nt
Organism: Anneissia japonica
Lineage: Eukaryota; Metazoa; Echinodermata; Crinoidea; Comatulida; Comatulidae
Exons: 2
Coding region: 1169-2218 (349 amino acids)
Source: RefSeq, a predicted model, not a curated record